UUUAAAUUUUUACCAAUUGUUUAUUGAUUUAUACGAAUUCAAUCAAAUGUAAAACACCAAACAGAAUGGAUCAGUAAAUAUAAAACUUUGUUAUCUUCUCCAAAAUUUACAUUUUCAUGUGUGUAUAGACUAUAGUAUGGUUACGAUGAAGUUGAUGAUGUUGGUGACCAAGGAGUCAUAUCCAUGGGAUAACUCCCAAGCACCCGCAAGAACGAUGUAAACUCCUGAACCUCGGCAAGCGCGUUCUGAGCACGCGCCUCCGCCAUCGAGGCCUCGAAGUCAACAUAAAACAUGUACUCAAAAUGCUUCGCCGUCCCGACAUUGGCAUCAUCCACGACCCUGAUCGGACGGUUGUGAUUCGGCCUCGAUUCGAUCUUCGUCAAGCUAAUGUCUCUGAAGGCGAAAGCAGAGAGCACCUUGAAAAGCACGCUGGUUCCUUUCUCGUGCGCAAAGACAAUGCUAGUCUUGAACGGUCUAUCUGUUCUAGGUAUGAUUGGCUCACGCGCCAGCAUCACGAAGCGCGUCACGUUACUCACGUCGUCCUGAAUCCCAUCUUCCAAAAUCUCCAACCCGUAUAUCUCGGCGGCGCGUGCACUCGCGAUAGCGGCUGUGUCGCGGAGGUUGUUAGAGGCGAUGAACUCAGCGGCUCCUGCGGUGUCAUCAACUGCCUCACGUGCGACAUUAAGUCCGAGCUUUGUGAGCGUGUGCUCACACUGAGCGAGACCUUGAGGGUGUGAGAUCACACGUGUGAGAAACUCUUUACGAACGCCGGGAAGAGCCAGUAAACAGUGAUGAACAGGGAGUUGAACUUCGCCGACUAUAUGAAGACGGUGACGGAGGAGGAGAUCGUAAUUACGGUGGAUAGAACCGCCGAGAGAGUUCUCCACCGGUAAAACAGCACGAUCUGCGAUCCAAAGCUCCACCGCUUGAAACGCAACCUCAAAUUGAUCGCAAGGUAUAGCUUGACAAUUAGGAUAAGCUUUACCAGCGGCUGCUUCAGAGUAAGCACCGGGAACACCUUGAUAAGCGACGCGUAGAUUAGAUCCGUGCAUCGGAGCCGGCGAGAGAUCCGUCAUGCUAAGGGGUUUCAGUGGAUUAUGACGAUGCUGUGGAACCAACGGAUUGCUAUCAGAUUUCUCAAUCGGAACAAGAUUCAUUCCUGGAACUCGUGCGGCGGCGCUGUUAUGGCCGUUGAGAUGAUCAACUCCGCCGGAAACUGGAGGCACAGGUAAGGAUUCAGAUUCUUCUUGAGAAAUAACCUUGCUUGUUAGAAUAGCGCAGGAGCUCUGCCAUUCAGAACGACCAGAUCGCGCGAUAAGCGCAGUCGCCGUCGCCGGCUGGCUAGCACCUAAUAUUGGAGAAGAAGAUGAUAGAGCUUUCAUGUUUUAGCAAUGGCGUCUUAAAAUUGGUUAUUCAAGCUCAAUGAAAUAGCAAAGUCGAGAAUGUAGAAAAACAUGUUUUCCUGGGGUAGUUCGUUUGUGUGGUCACUUCUCCACCUACCACAACCACCUUACAAGUCACAGUCGUAUGGACCAUACCGGCAUUUAACUGAAAAUUAAUUCGACCCGAUCCGGUUUAAGUUAUUUGGUUUCAUAAACCGAUUUUCUCCAUACCCCAAUUGAGAUAUGAGAGUGUUUAAGACUUUACCGGAGGUGAUUCGAGUUCAAGGAGACAGUCUACACUUGUGACUUGUGAGUCGGAGCUUGAGAACACCUACAGCUACAAGAAGGAAGUUUGUUUUCGCCUCGAGCUAGAAAUCCUAAUUUGUCAUCAUCGUCUCGAAUGGAAAGGCUGUGUUCGAAAUCCAAAAUGCAAAUGCGAUAAAGAUGGGCUUUUAGAUAGGCCCAAUUAGAGUCCAAAAAUGAGGGGCUUAUCAGUGAUUUGGUUGCCAAUACCAAAAGCGCGGGAAAAUGAUAAAAGAUUUUUUUUUCCUCUCUACUCUUUCACUCACUUUCUCCGGCAUCCACGAAGCCCUACCAGUAAAAGCCCUUUUGUUGACCCUAAAUUCUCCUUCAAAGCUUCUCCAGGAAUAAAGCUCCUCUCUAUAUAGGAAUCUCUCUCUGUCCCGCGUAAUUUAUAAUCGCCGCAAAAUGAGCGGAGAUAAUCGAAGACGGGAUCGAAAGGAUACGCGGUGGUCGAAGAAGCCUAAGGUAGUGAACACUGCGGAAGAUGAACUCGAAUCUAAACUCGGAUUUGGGCUUUUCUCUGAAGGUGAAACCCGACUUGGGUGGUUACUCACAUUCUCAUCGUCAUCUUGGGAAGAUCGCGAUACUGGGAAAGUCUAUAGUUGUGUGGACCUUUACUUUGUUACUCAGGACGGCUUUUCUUUCAAGACAAAGUACAAGUUCCGUCCUUACUUUUAUGCAGCCACGAAAGACAAAAUGGAAUUGGAACUCGAAGCCUACUUGAGACGCCGAUAUGAAAGACAAGUUGCUGAUAUUGAGAUUGUUGAAAAAGAAGAUCUUGAUCUUAAAAAUCAUCUAUCUGGCCUGCAAAAAAAAUACCUAAAAAUAUCAUUUGAUACUGUGCAACAAUUGAUGGAAGUCAAGCGGGAUUUGUUACAUAUUGUCGAACGAAACCAGGCAAAAUUUGAUGCACUUGAAGCAUACGAAUCCAUAUUGGCUGGAAAACGAGAACAACGUCCUCAAGAUUGCUUAGACUCUAUCGUGGACCUCCGCGAGUACGAUGUACCUUAUCAUGUUCGAUUUGCAAUUGAUAAUGAUGUGCGGAGUGGGCAAUGGUACAAUGUCAGUAUUUCCAGCACCGAUGUCAUAUUGGAGAAGAGGACAGAUCUUCUUCAACGCGCAGAAGUCCGUGUUUGUGCCUUCGAUAUAGAGACAACAAAGCUUCCGUUGAAGUUUCCUGAUGCUGAAUAUGAUCAAAUUAUGAUGAUAUCCUACAUGGUCGAUGGGCAAGGUUUUCUAAUUAUUAACAGAGAGUGUGUUGGCGAAGAUGUAGAAGAUCUGGAAUAUACACCAAAACCAGAAUUUGAAGGGUAUUUCAAAGUUACUAAUGUUAAAAAUGAGGUUGAACUCCUCCAAAGAUGGUUUUACCAUAUGCAAGAGUUGAAACCCGGUAUUUAUGUUACAUACAACGGUGACUUUUUUGACUGGCCAUUUAUAGAACGGAGAGCAUCUCAUCAUGGGAUAAAAAUGAAUGAGGAAUUGGGAUUCCGUUGUGAUCAGAAUCAAGGUGAAUGUCGAGCUAAAUUCGCUUGUCAUUUGGAUUGUUUUGCUUGGGUUAAACGUGAUAGCUAUCUUCCUCAGGGAAGCCAUGGUCUGAAGGCUGUUACAAAGGCAAAACUAGGUUAUGAUCCACUGGAAGUGAACCCAGAGGACAUGGUUCGGUUUGCGAUGGAAAAGCCCCAGACAAUGGCCUCCUACUCUGUCUCUGAUGCUGUUGCAACUUAUUACCUAUACAUGACAUAUGUCAAUCCAUUCAUUUUUUCUCUCGCAACUAUCAUCCCAAUGGUCCCUGAUGAGGUUUUACGUAAAGGGAGUGGCACCCUUUGUGAAAUGCUUCUGAUGGUUGAGGCUUACAAGGCAAAUGUUGUAUGUCCCAACAAAAAUCAAGCUGACCCUGAGAAAUUCUACCAAAAUCAACUUCUUGAAAGUGAGACAUAUAUUGGUGGUCAUGUAGAGUGCCUUGAAAGUGGUGUUUUCAGAUCUGACAUUCCAACCAGUUUUAAACUCGAUUCAUCGGCAUACCAGCAACUGAUCGAUAACCUUGGUCGUGAUCUGGAAUAUGCUAUCACUGUAGAAGGAAAAAUGAGAAUGGAUUCAAUUUCCAAUUAUGAUGAAGUGAAGGACGAAAUCAAGGAGAAGCUUGAGAAGUUACGAGAUGACCCUAUACGGGAAGAGGGGCCUCUUAUUUAUCACCUUGAUGUCGCAGCCAUGUAUCCAAAUAUCAUCUUAACAAACAGGCUUCAGCCACCAUCAAUAGUUACGGAUGAGAUUUGCACAGCAUGUGAUUUCAACCGCCCGGGAAAGACCUGUCUUAGAAAACUUGAAUGGGUUUGGCGUGGUGUGACAUUCAUGGGAAAGAAAAGUGAUUAUUACCAUUUGAAGAAGCAGAUUGAGUCUGAAUUUGUUGAUGCUGGUGCAAAUAUAAUGUCUUCAAAAUCGUUCCUUGAUCUGCCAAAGGUGGAUCAACAAUCUAAGCUAAAAGAACGACUAAAAAAAUAUUGUCAAAAGGCUUAUAAACGAGUACUUGACAAGCCAAUUACUGAAGUUCGUGAAGCUGGGAUAUGCAUGAGAGAAAACCCUUUCUAUGUGGAUACUGUUCGGAGCUUUCGAGAUAGGAGGUAUGAAUACAAAACACUUAACAAGGUCUGGAAGGGAAAAUUGUCAGAGGCCAAGGCAAGUGGUAAUUCAAUCAAGAUCCAGGAAGCACAGGACAUGGUAGUGGUUUACGAUUCCUUGCAGCUAGCUCAUAAGUGUAUACUUAAUUCCUUCUAUGGAUAUGUCAUGCGAAAGGGUGCAAGAUGGUAUUCCAUGGAAAUGGCUGGUGUAGUUACCUAUACUGGAGCCAAAAUCAUACAGAAUGCCCGUUUGCUUAUUGAGCGAAUUGGGAAACCACUUGAGUUGGAUACAGAUGGUAUAUGGUGUUGUCUCCCUGGAUCUUUUCCUGAGAACUUUACUUUUAAAACAAUAGACAUGAAGAAACUCACCAUCUCGUAUCCUUGUGUUAUGCUUAAUGUUGAUGUGGCAAAGAAUAAUACAAAUGAUCAAUAUCAGACUCUUGUAGAUCCUGUACGCAAGACAUAUAAAUCACAUAGUGAAUGCUCAAUUGAAUUUGAAGUAGAUGGACCGUACAAGGCAAUGAUUAUUCCUGCAUCGAAAGAAGAAGGAAUCUUAAUCAAGAAGCGUUAUGCUGUUUUCAAUCAUGAUGGAACCUUAGCAGAACUCAAGGGGUUUGAGAUCAAGCGUAGAGGGGAGCUGAAACUCAUUAAAGUUUUCCAGGCCGAGCUUUUUGACAAAUUUCUCCAUGGAUCAACUCUUGAAGAGUGUUAUUCUGCUGUUGCAGCGGUUGCUGAUCGAUGGCUUGACCUACUCGAUAAUCAAGGAAAAGAUAUUGCCGAUAGUGAACUGCUAGAUUAUAUAUCAGAAUCAAGCACAAUGAGCAAAUCGUUAGCAGAUUAUGGUGAGCAAAAGUCAUGUGCAGUGACCACAGCAAAACGCCUGGCUGAAUUUCUUGGUGUUACAAUGGUCAAAGAUAAAGGACUACGUUGCCAGUACAUUGUUGCUUGUGAACCAAAGGGUACACCGGUAAGCGAACGUGCUGUUCCUGUUGCCAUAUUUACAACAAAUCCGGAAGUUAUGAAGUUUCAUUUGCGAAAAUGGUGCAAGACAUCAUCAGAUGUCGGAAUUCGUCUGAUUAUUGACUGGUCGUAUUACAAGCAGCGCCUUAGUUCAGCUAUCCAAAAAGUUAUUACCAUUCCUGCUGCAAUGCAGAAGGUGGCAAAUCCCGUGCCUAGGGUGCUUCAUCCUGACUGGCUCCAUAAAAAGGUCCGUGAGAAAGACGACAAAUUUCGCCAGAGAAAACUAGUUGAUAUGUUCAGCUCAGCAAAUAAAGAUGUUGUGUUGGACACAGAUCUUCCGGUGACUAAAGAUAAUGUGGAAGAUAUUGAGGAUUUUUGCAAAGAAAAUAGGCCUUCCGUCAAAGGGCCAAAGCCAAUUGCGCGUUCCUAUGAAGUCAAUAAAAAACAGUCUGAAUGUGAGCAGCAAGAGAGCUGGGAUACAGAGUUCCAUGAUAUCUCAUUUCAGAACAUUGACAAGAGCGUAAACUACCAAGGAUGGCUUGAACUGAAAAAGAGAAAAUGGAAAGUAACUCUAGAGAAGAAGAAAAAACGAAGGUUGGGUGAUCUAAGAUCUUCAAACCAGGUUGAUACUCACGAGAUAAAUCAAAAAGUCGGUCAGGGAAGAGGAGGUGUGGGUUCAUACUUUAGGAGGCCUGAAGAAGCUUUGACUAGUUCACAUUGGCAGAUAAUACAGCUGGUCCCAAGUCCACAGAGCGGACAAUUUUUUGCUUGGGUGGUUGUGGAAGGGUUGAUGCUUAAGAUCCCAUUGUCGAUCCCAAGGGUGUUUUACAUUAAUUCCAAAGUUCCUAUAGAUGAAUAUUUCCAAGGAAAGUGUGUCAACAAGAUUCUUCCUCAUGGAAGGCCUUGUUAUAGUUUGACUGAGGUCAAGAUUCAAGAAGAUCAAUUUAAAAAAGAAAGUAAAAAGCGUGCAGCUCUUCUUGCAGACCCUGGAGUUGAGGGCAUAUAUGAAACUAAGGUGCCUCUGGAGUUUAGUGCUAUAUGUCAGAUUGGAUGUGUAUGCAAAAUUGAUAACAAAGCCAAGCACCGUAACACCCAAGAUGGAUGGGAAGUUGGUGAACUUCACAUGAAAACUACAACUGAGUGUCACUACUUGAAGCGUUCAAUUCCACUUGUUUACUUGUAUAACAGCACCUCAACAGGGCGUGCUAUAUAUGUUUUAUAUUGUCAUGUAUCGAAGCUUAUGUCUGCCGUUGUAGUUGAUCCUUUUAACGGCAAUGAAUUAUUACCAUCUGCCUUAGAGAGACAGUUUAGAGAUAGUUGCCUAGAAUUAUCACUUGAUUCAUUGUCUUGGGAUGGUAUCCGUUUCCAGGUGCACUACGUUGACCAUCCCGAAGCUGCCAAGAAGAUAAUACAAAGAGCAAUAAGUGAAUACAGAGAAGAAAAUUGUGGACCAACUGUUGCUGUCAUUGAAUGCCCUGACUUUACCUUCAUGAAGGAAGGUAUUAAGGCCCUAGAUGAUUUCCCAUGUGUGAGGAUUCCCUUCAACGACGAUGACAAUAGUUAUCAGCCUGUCUCCUGGCAACGUCCAGCUGCAAAAAUAGCAAUGUUCCGUUGUGCUGCAGCAUUUCAGUGGUUGGAUCGGAGGAUUACCCAAUCAAGAUACGCCCAUGUGCCUCUGGGGAAUUUUGGACUUGAUUGGCUAACAUUCACAAUAGAUAUCUUCCUAUCCAGGGCACUCCGUGACCAGCAACAGGUCCUUUGGGUGUCAGAUAAUGGUGUUCCAGACCUUGGAGGUAUAAACAAUGAAGAGGCAUUCUUUGCCGAUGAGGUGCAACAGACAAGUUUAGUAUUCCCUGGAGCGUAUAGAAAAGUGUCUGUGGAGUUAAAGAUCCAUAACUUGGCUGUUAAUGCCCUUCUGAAAAGCAACCUGGUGAAUGAAAUGGAAGGAGGCGGUUUUAUGGGAUUUGAACAGGAUGUGAAUCCUAGAGGAAUUAAUUCAAACGAUAACACCAGUUUUGAUGAGACCACUGGAUGUGCUCAAGCAUUUCGUGUCCUGAAACAGUUGAUUCAUAGUUGCUUGACUGAUGUGCGUAAAUCUAAAAAUAUAUAUGCUGAUUCCAUUUUGCAACGUUUGUCUUGGUGGCUCUGCAGCCCUUCCUCGAAGCUCCAUGAUCCAGCUCUUCAUCUCAUGCUUCACAAGGUCAUGCAAAAGGUGUUUGCACUGCUAUUGACUGAUUUGCGGAGAUUAGGUGCUAUAAUAAUAUAUGCAGACUUCUCAAAGGUCAUUAUCGACACAGUGAAAUUUGAUCUAUCUGCAGCUAAGGCUUAUUGUGAAAGCUUGCUAUCAACGGUGCGGAAUAGUGAUAUCUUUGAGUGGAUAUUGCUCGAGCCGGUUCACUACUGGCACUCAUUACUUUUCAUGGACCAGUAUAACUACGCUGGUAUCCGAGCCGAUGAUGAAAUUUCACUUGACGAAGUGACUAUUGAACCAAAGUGGAGUGUUGCACGACAUUUACCUGAGUAUAUUGAGAGGGAUUUCAUUAUAAUCAUUGCCAAGUUUAUAUUUGACCCCUGGAAAUUUGCGAUAGAAAAUAAAAAGGGCAGUUCAGAGAGUUUAGAGGCACAGAUGAUAGAAUAUCUAAGAGAACAGAUUGGAUCAACCUUCAUAAAUAUGCUUGUCAAAAAGGUUGAUGAUAUCAUGUCACACAUGAAGGAGAUAAAUGUUUCAGAUGCAUCUCGGGUUUCUGGUCAAGCUCCCAAAGGAGAUUACUCGUUGGAAUUUAUACAGGUUAUCUCUGCUGUUCUGGCUCUUGACCAAAACGUCCAGCAAGAUGUUCUGGUAAUGAGAAAGAGUCUGUUGAAGUACAUUAAAGUAAAAGAGUGUGCUGCUGAAGCCGAAUUUCUUGAUCCUGGGCCAUCCUUCAUCUUACCUAAUGUAGCUUGCAGCAACUGUGAUGCCUACAGAGACCUAGAUAUAUGCAGAGACCCAGCACUGUUAACAGAGAAAGAAUGGUCAUGUGCGGAUACACAAUGUGGGAAGAUAUAUGACAGAGAGCAGAUGGAGAGUAGCCUUCUAGAGAUGGUGAGACAGAGAGAAAGAAUGUACCAUAUGCAGGAUGUAGUGUGCAUUAGGUGCAAUCAGGUGAAAGCGGCUCAUUUGACAGAGCAGUGUGAGUGUUCUGGUUCCUUUAGAUGCAAGGAGAGUGGGUCAGAGUUCAGCAAGAGGAUGGAGAUAUUCAUGGAUAUAGCAAAGCGCCAGAAGUUUAGACUGUUAGAAGAAUACAUCUCUUGGAUCAUAUAUGGCCCUAGCUAUUAA
Molecule: messenger RNA, 8576 nt
Organism: Arabidopsis thaliana (thale cress)
Lineage: Eukaryota; Viridiplantae; Streptophyta; Magnoliopsida; Brassicales; Brassicaceae
Gene: TIL1
Product: DNA polymerase epsilon catalytic subunit
Exons: 49
Coding region: 2091-8576 (2161 amino acids)
Biological process (GO): DNA biosynthetic process; DNA repair; DNA replication
Cellular component (GO): nucleus; epsilon DNA polymerase complex
Molecular function (GO): DNA-directed DNA polymerase activity; DNA polymerase activity; nucleic acid binding
Source: RefSeq, marked reviewed